Molecule: messenger RNA, 1628 nt
Organism: Vespa crabro (European hornet)
Lineage: Eukaryota; Metazoa; Arthropoda; Insecta; Hymenoptera; Vespidae
Gene: Hpf1
Product: histone PARylation factor 1
Exons: 5
Coding region: 144-1529 (461 amino acids)
Biological process (GO): regulation of protein ADP-ribosylation; DNA damage response
Cellular component (GO): nucleus
Molecular function (GO): histone binding; poly-ADP-D-ribose binding
Source: RefSeq, a predicted model, not a curated record
UCUGUAGUUUAUAGAUUUACAGCGAAGAUAUCAACUGUCGAAAAUUCUUAUAAAAAUAUUUCUUUUUUAACUGUCUUAUAAAUGUACAGUAUAAAAUAAUUAUCUUAUUUUUCACUAUUUUAUAUCUCACUUUUUUCGUUAUAAUGUCAGAAGAUUAUAAAGAUAAAGCGUUUCUUGCUUACAAAAAUGAUUCACGAAUACCUUGUCGAUAUGGCGCGAAAUGUUAUCAAAAAAAUUCAUUACACCAUAAUAAGUAUAAACACCCUUUUUCGACUAAAAAAAAAGAAGCCAAAGUUAGUCAAAAAACAUUAAUUGGGAAUAAAAGAAAAUUUGAAGAAAUAAAUGAUAAUAAGAAAGAAGCAGAUUCUGUUUCUGUUUCGAGUAAAAUUCAAAAAGUUAAGACUAAUGUUCCUAAUGCUGAUGUAAAUAAUUCAGAACAUACUGAUAAUAUAGAAACAGAUAAUGAACAUUUAAUUACAACAUCAAAUAAUGAGAAAAUGGUUGAAGACAAUAUAGAAGAAAUAAAAGAAAAAUCUUGUACCUCACUUGAUAAUAGUAAUCAGACAGACAGUGAUGAUUCUUGUAUAAUAUUAUCUCCAAAUUGUAUGAAAGAAAGUAUUAAAAAUUUAUUCUUAGUUCAAAUGCCAGAAGAUUUCUACCAAUUUUAUGAGUUUUGCAAACUUAUUUCCAAAAAUGCAGCAUUGAGGGCACUAAAAUCCGUUCAUCUCAAUCUCGUAGGUCCUUUCGAUAUUUUAGAUAAUAAAUUAAAAAGUUUUAAAAAUAAAGAUAAAGAAAAAUAUCUUGGACAUUGGAGAUAUUAUUAUGAUCCACCAGAAUUUCAAACAAUUAUUACAGGAGAAAAAGAUGGUUUACAUCUUGGAUAUUGGAGAGAUGAGCCUAAUGAAAAGCCAAUAUUUGUAGUAAAAAAUAAAGCAGAUGUAAAUUGUAUAAUACAACCUGAGGCAGAAAAUGUAUUUGGUGCAGUUAAUGUUUGUAUCGAAGAUGCAUUGAAAACGGCCAAUCUAUUCGAAAAGACAAGUAUAUUACAACUUCAAAAACAAUUAAAAGAAUUUGCUCAGAAACAUAAUAUAACUUUAGAAAGCAAAACAGACAAAAUGAUAAAUCGGGAGAAGAAAGUCGUUGCAAGGACAUUUCAUAAAGCUGGGAUCGUUGUACCAUAUAAUAAGAAAACACAAUUAGGUUAUAGAGAAUUAUCAGUGACUGACAAAGAAUUACAACAAAUAUUUAAGAAAAUAGAUGAGGCAAAUUCCUUAGAAGAGCGUAAAAAAGCAAUGUCUAAACUCGAUGAAGUUGUACGCCUCGCAACAAUAGCUGCAGAUGAAUGUGACUUCGGAACUUGUUUAGAAUUGGCACAUGAUCUGUUUUCUAGUGGUAAUGUGCAUAUUGAAAAGACAGCAUUGCAAAUGUUUUCCAUUGCUUACACGCAUCUUAAUCGUCCAGAAUUUUUAGAAAUAAUUAAGGUACACUUGAAGAAUAGAAAACGUGGUAAUGACUUAACCGUCAUUUAAAAUUUUUUAAUCUUAAAAUAUAUAAUUUUAAUGCAAGCUUUAAUUAAUUAUAAAUGCCAGAUAAUAUACUUAUGAAAUUAUUUAAUAAUACUUAUGUAA